AUGAGUCUUUCCACCGACCAGGAUCAUAGCUCUUCUAGUUCUGUUGCUGAUCUAAAUGUUAUCAAUCUGGAAAAGUCGGUUGUUUGGUGUAGGGGAAACGAUAACGAAAAUAGCAAAACACCAGUUCAUGUUAUGCUGCUGGCGAAACACUCGACUGUUCUGAUGAACAUGUUCACCCUUCCUCAAACGAAUGACCCUAAUCCAGAGGGAGGGGCUGAUAAUCCCAUUGUUAUGCCUGUCCCAUGGGAGCAACUCGAGAAUAUGCUUGAAUGGAUAUUUCAUUUGUGGGAUAAGUCCAAGCUGAAAUCUGAUCGGGCAUUGUGUGAGAAGAAGUACACUAUGCUGCUUGCAACAAGUCGCCUAUUUGAUAUGCCUCGGGCUGCUGACGAUGCAAUCGAGGCAUUGGGAAACCUAUAUCUCCCCUCUUCCCGAUCCCUGCGACUUGCGAGGCAGUAUACAGUGACUGCAUGGCUCAAACCUGCCAUUCAAUACCUUCUCGAGCACCGAACACUGCAAGAUCUGACGAGCGAAGAAGCCAAUGAGAUUGGCAUAGGACUGUACUCUAUCAUAGCUCGUGCCAAGGAAGCCUGGCAAACUUACCGACUCAGUGUGGCUUAUCAACCAGUCAAUCUCGACUUUUCUGACGACGAACGAUGGGAGGAUGAAGGGGGCUGUGACAAUCACUCAGAGUGUACAGCAGCAUGGGUACCAUGGUGGUGGAGGUAUAUUGCUCGGAAGAUUAUCUAUCCUGAUGAUCCUCUUGACCUGCACGAAAUACGAACAAUUGUCACCGAAGCAAAGAUCCCUGGAAUGGCACCCAACGGCAAAGCUGCCCUCCUCCGAAGGCUUCUAUUUACCGAAUGGGAUCAUAUCUUGAAUCAUGCUGUGGAGAGGGCGACUAGACUGAUUGAAGAGCUAUAG
Pleurotus ostreatus (oyster mushroom) is the source of this 921-nucleotide messenger RNA. RefSeq lists its product as uncharacterized. The record is from RefSeq and is a predicted model, not a curated record. NCBI's taxonomy places the organism in Eukaryota, Fungi, Basidiomycota, Agaricomycetes, Agaricales, Pleurotaceae. The transcript has 3 exons. The coding region runs from base 1 to 921 and encodes 306 amino acids.